AUGCCUCCCACCGCUCUCGAGCCCAUUAUAACACCCGAACCAGGCAAAGAAACCGCCAAAGAAGCCUCCAUCCAACCCACCCCACUACCCACCACCGCCAUGCCAUCCAGCAACCCGACCCACGAAGAACACCAAUACCUCUCCCUGAUCCGCGACAUAAUUCAAAACGGCGAGCACCGCCCCGACCGAACCGGCACAGGGACCCUCGCCGUGCCCUUCCCACCCCAAAUGAAAUUCGCCCUCUCGCGCCCAUCCAGCGACCCAACACAGCCACCCACGCCCAUCCUCCCCCUCCUCACCACAAAACGCGUCUUCCUGCGCGCCGUAAUAGGCGAGCUCCUCUGGUUCGUCGCAGGCAGUACACACAGCAAAUCCCUCUCAGAAGCGGGAAUCAAGAUCUGGGACGGAAACGGCAGCCGCACCUACCUCGACAGCGUCGGCCUCUCCCACUACGAAGAAGGCGAACUCGGACCCGUCUACGGCUUCCAAUGGCGGCAUUUCGGCGCUGAGUACAAAGGACAUGCGGAAGACUACACAGGCCAGGGCGUUGAUCAACUCGCCGAGAUCAUCGAUAAGCUCAAGAAUAAACCGUAUGAUAGACGGAUUAUUCUGAGUGCGUGGAAUCCGGCGGACAUUAAGAAGAUGGCGUUGCCGCCUUGUCAUAUGUUUGCGCAGUUUUAUGUUAGUUUUCCGGGGCAUAAACAGGGGGAGGAGAGACCGAGAGGUGUGUUGCAUAGUUUGUUGUAUCAGCGGUCUUGCGAUAUGGGUCUUGGUGUCCCGUUUAAUAUCGCGAGUUAUGCGUUGCUGACGCAUAUGCUGGCGCAUGUGUGUGAUCUCACGCCGGGAACUUUUACGCAUACAAUGGGGGACGCGCAUGUUUAUCUGGAUCAUGUGGAGGCGCUGAAGGUGCAGUUGGAUAGGGAGCCGCGCGACUUCCCGGAACUGAAGAUAAACAGGGAGAUUGGGGGUAGUAUAGAUGGGUGGAAGGCGGAGGAGUUUGAGGUGCUGGGGUACAAGCCGCAUGCGAGUAUUGCGAUGAAGAUGAGCGUUUAG
Alternaria incomplexa is the source of this 1053-nucleotide messenger RNA. RefSeq names its product thymidylate synthase (gene CDC21). The transcript has a single exon. Gene Ontology annotation, cellular component: mitochondrion; cytosol. Gene Ontology annotation, biological process: dTMP biosynthetic process. Lineage: Eukaryota; Fungi; Ascomycota; Dothideomycetes; Pleosporales; Pleosporaceae. Gene Ontology annotation, molecular function: thymidylate synthase activity. The record is from RefSeq and is a predicted model, not a curated record. The coding region runs from base 1 to 1053 and encodes 350 amino acids.